Messenger RNA from Sclerotinia sclerotiorum 1980 UF-70, 165 nucleotides. RefSeq lists its product with no specific name. The record is from RefSeq and is a predicted model, not a curated record. The transcript has 2 exons. Lineage: Eukaryota; Fungi; Ascomycota; Leotiomycetes; Helotiales; Sclerotiniaceae. The coding region runs from base 1 to 165 and encodes 54 amino acids.
AUGGGAUGGUGGGUUGCUGGGAGCAUUAGUGGGGAGGGUGGCCGUGUGCAAACACGAUCAGAUUUCAUCGAAUUAGUAUGUGAUCUUGGUCACCUGAAGAUCGUAUGCGCACGCACCAUCAGAAAUCGCGUGAUAAGGAGUCUUGAGGAGCCAGAAAGCUCCUAG